GUCUCUGAUAACUCGUGAAAGUUACGUAUUGUUAACUAUACUAAAGCAGCAAAGGAACAGCGUGGCUUUAAAUUUCGGGAUCUAAAGCAGGUUCUGUUUCCUAAUUUUAUAAUUGACAUCUUUGAAGACACUAUUGGUAUAAUUAUUUCAUAUCUUUUUACACGCUACCCAAAUAAUGAAUUACCGAGAAAAAGGCAAUAAAGCAUUUGUUGACAAAGAAUUCGAGACUGCAAGGCAAGAAUAUACUAAAGGGAUUGAAGUUACACCCGAAGACCCGCGAUUAUGGUCAAACCGUGCGCAAACCUUUAUUAAACUUGAGUAUCCCGAACUUGCGGUAGUCGAUGCCGCUUAUGCUUGCUCUCUCCUCGAACCAAAGAUCAUUAGUGGCAAAUAUGAGAACGCUGAUCUGGCGUUACUUUGUAAAAGUAGAUGGAGAGAAGCAGAGGCAUUGGCGAAGUGCAAUGGAUUCGAUUUAGCAGCAAGUGCGUUGGAGAGGCUAUUUCAAAUUGCUUAUAGACGACCAGUAGCAGGUGUUGAUUGGAAUGCGUUAGAAUGUGAAAAGGAUCGUUACCUUAAAGAACAUUACCAAAAUACGAUGCUUUUGAAUAAUUUGGGCUCGGAUCGUUACAUAUUGGUCGAACAAGUUGGAAAAAUUUGUAAGUUUCCAAGUCGUGGAGCCUACCCUUGGGACAUUCGUAGUCAAGAGCGUUGCACCCCAGAGAGUUCCGCUUUUGUUCAGAAGCUCUUGGAUAAAAUCUCCGGAAAGAACAUCAAAAUGUCACUAGUUAGUUUUCCUGGUGCUUCACAACCACAAGAAUUCGGUAUAAUAGCAACAAAGAAUAUAAAAAGAGGAAUCAUCUUGCUUGAUGAAAAACCACUUAUUUCAGUUCACUCUCCUGGUCAAUUGCAAUGCGAUUUUUGCAACAAAUCAACUAGUUCGAAAAGUUUCUCGUGUCCGAAAGCGAAUUGUUCCGAAAUCUUUUGUAGUGAUGAUUGUUUUGACAAAUCUUGGAAGUUAUAUCAUCGUGCUAUCUGCGGGAAAAAUCUUGAUUUAUUGUAUGCAAUAGUGAACAAAGAAAGUAAAAACUCCGGCAUUUCUCUUUUAGUUGUUUUCAAAAUCUUUGCUAUUGCCAAACAACGAAAUAUUUGUCCCUUGGACAUUGAAGAGAUCAAACACCUUUUCCCCUUCCAACAUUCGACUUCGUGGUUCCAGCACGGCCUUAUGGCUAUCGACUUCUACAUUGAAUUAAUGAAAUUAUUGGAGAUCCCCAUUUUUGAUUCACGAUACGAAUCAUGGAUCUAUCUAACAAUUUAUAGGAAGCUCAAACCCAAUUCUGUUUUUUUUAAUCCUUUGACAUCAACGGGACAAUUAUACCCCAUAAUCUCUCUUUUCAAUCAUGAUUGCAAUCCAAAUGCCCGUUGUUCGGACGAUACAUCCAAAUCAAUUCAACGCGGAGAACCAUUUCCGUUCGCCCCGAUUUUGUCAACGCGAGUCGAAGCAGCCCGUAAUAUCAAAAAAGGAGAACAAGUAUUUAUUAAUUACACGUUAGGGCAUGACUUUAGUGUCUUGUCAGUUGUUAGCAAUACUGUAAAAUCUUCCGGUAGUACUAAGAAAACCCGUCAACUUCUCGAGACAACUUAUGGGUUCCGUUGCAAGUGUAGUAUGUGUGACUCUUCAUCCAAUUGAAAAUUGGUAUAUACUGUACAUAUUUAAAAAACGGUGUUACGACAGAGUUAUUGAAAUUUAUUUCUAUUUUAUUCAUUAUUUUAUAAAUAAAAUUAUGUAAGUACAUUUAUUUUAUUAUAACCUCAUAAAUAAUAAAAAAUUUUCGAAACCAUCUUUUUCACGUCCCAGAAAGAAAUCUGUUCUAAUGGAAAGUAAAAGCAUCAGAGUAAUAUUAUUUCUUUGGGAUUUUUAAACCAUUUCGUUACUUUCUUGAUUACUUUUAAAAAUAUAAUACUAGAGAAAUGGAUGAUGUAAUUACAGAGGGCAAUUGCGGACACUUUUCAAAGUGAAAAAAUUUAUAUAUAAUGAAAAUAAAAAAUUUUAGUUAAAUACAUUUAUUAUAUCUUUAGUUAUUAAUAAACUCUAUUUCUGUUUGUCACAAUAACGCUUUAAUUCUGAG
This is a messenger RNA of Rhizophagus irregularis DAOM 181602=DAOM 197198, 2126 nucleotides long. RefSeq lists its product as uncharacterized. Gene Ontology annotation, biological process: negative regulation of gene expression, epigenetic. The record is from RefSeq and is a predicted model, not a curated record. NCBI's taxonomy places the organism in Eukaryota, Fungi, Glomeromycota, Glomeromycetes, Glomerales, Glomeraceae. Gene Ontology annotation, molecular function: histone H4K20 methyltransferase activity; protein binding.